Molecule: messenger RNA, 1663 nt
Organism: Balaenoptera ricei (Rice's whale)
Lineage: Eukaryota; Metazoa; Chordata; Mammalia; Artiodactyla; Balaenopteridae
Gene: PACRGL
Product: parkin coregulated like
Exons: 9
Coding region: 58-933 (291 amino acids)
Source: RefSeq, a predicted model, not a curated record
GGAAUGCUGCGAAACCUCAUUUCCCCGGUCCUCGGCGGCCGGUGGCGGGACCUGUAGAUGUUGGCGCAGCGGGCUCUGGGCAAAAGCCCCACGUGUGGUGGCGGCUGGUGUGCAGAUCGCGGCGGGAGAGAGGCGCGGAGUAAAAGAGAAGCAAUGCAGAAAUCCGAGUGCCAUAGAAGUGUACAGUUAAGAAACAGAGUGACAGGUAACUUUGAUCAAAGGACAUCAUCAAGUGCACAAAUAAAACAUAGGACUGCAGUUCAACAAAGGAAAUCCUCCUCGUCAACCAGUUCUCCAGAAUCUGCAAGAAAACUUCAUCCUCGACCAAGUGAUAAACUUAACCCUAAAACAAUUAACCCUUUUGGUGAACAGUCACGAGCCCCUUCUGCAUUUGCAGCUAUUUACUCUAAGGGAGGUGUUCCUUGCAGAUUGGUCCAUGGUUCAGUAAAACACAGGCUACAGUGGGAGUGUCCUCCUGAAAAGCUUCCAUUUGAUCCUCUUCUUAUUACUUUAGCUGAGGGUCUGAGAGAGACUAAGCAUCCAUACACCUUUGUGUCAAAGGAGGGUUUUAGAGAAUUACUUUUGGUCACAGGUGCUCUUGAAAAAGCUGUGCCUUUGCUUCCUAGACUGAUUCCUGUGCUGAAGGCAGCUCUGGUCCACUUGGAUGAUGAAGUGUUUGAAAGAGGAUUGAAUGCUCUGGUACAGUUAAGUGUCGUUGUUGGCCCUUCUCUAAAUGACCAUCUGAAACAUCUGCUUACAAGUCUUUCCAGGAGACUAAGGGACAAGAAAUUCAAAGAACCAAUCACCACUGCAUUACAGAAGCUGGAGCAGAAUGGUGGAAGUAUUGAAAUGAGGUUCCCAGGUGGCUGCGUUGUUCUGUCUGGAAGGCUUGUGUGCUCGCUCGAAAAUGCUCCCAUGCACACAGAAGAAUGAUUCAGCUGACUAAUCUAACUUGCAAGAAGGUGCAGAGCCGUGGGGGAUUUCAUUACUGUCUGUGUAUUGUCAAAUAACUGGGUUAAUUGAAUUUUCAUCACUUGAAAAAAGUGUUCAAAUAAUCUAGUCUUGGAAAUAUUUCCAUAAUGCAGUAAUUCCACCAUGUUUUGGAGAUUACAUUUAAUCAGAUCUUAAUGAUAGAGUUGCAUGUGAUUAUCUUAACAUUGUAGAACUUAGUUUCACUCUAGGUAUUUGAUUAUAAAGAAAAUUUGUGUGAUCAAUACAAUCUUAAAACAGCAGAUGUUUGAGUUUAAGCAUUGCCUAAAUUACUUAAUUUGACCAAUUUCAGUGACUUUUAAAACUGAUUAUAUUCUUUUCAUGAUGAAUGCCUAGAAUAAAGUUUAUGAGGAGGAAGUCAGUCCCUGGGCUACUAGAUAAUGAAUUUCUUUGUUGUGUGUGGGUCUAGGCGGAGGGUUAGCCUUCUGACACGUUGUUGAAAUGUGCAGAAUCAUCCCGCAGUCAAUCCAGUGUCCCUUUCCAGCAGAAAGGAGAUUCUUCUUGCUUACAAAUGUGUUGUUCUGAGAAUUGGAAUGUGAACUAAUUUGCCCUUUCCUCUCUGUGAAAUGCAAAUAAACACAUGCUAAAUAACAUGGCAAGGCUCUUCAAUCUGAAACUCCCCAGAUGGUUUUCACACAUCCUGUGCUGGUAUGGGACAUGGGCGAUUAGAAAG